CGAGACAGUCGUUUAAAAACAGAAUUCGGCCAACUGUAAAAGAUAUUCAGCUUAGCGACGAAGAGAAAAAGGAUCCAAGAGUGUUUGAAGUCGAAUUGCUCUUCGGAGUACCAAAUCCUGUUUUGUAUCCAGGUCUGGAAUUUGUUGAUCUUCCUGGUUGGGGUGAGAAAUCAGCGCUUAACGAAGCCAUUAAUGUAGCGGUAACGAGAAUAACACAUCCUGCAUUGCUGCCUGUUUACGUUUUAGACGGAAAUCUCACUGUCACAAAAGAGGAUCGUAAACUCAUAGAAAUUCUCACAAACAAAAUGGGCAACAGGAGGCUGAUGUUCGUGUGCAACAAAAUAGAUCACGAAGAAGAAAAUUUGAGGCGGGACCACGGUGACGGCGAGUUGCAAGUUUCCGGCGACGGAUCGGCAGUUUAUGUUCAUGGAGAUUGUAAAAAAGUCCUUCUAAACAAGGCUCAAGCAACGUUUGACGGUCUAAUGACAUAUGGGUUUGUAUCAGACACAGGUACCGAUCGGAACGCAUCCAGUUUUCAUCCGGUAUCUGUCAAAAUGUUAAAAGCCAGUAGACUUGGCAAAGAUGUUUACCAGGCUGAGUAUUACAAAGAGCAAUUUGAUAACUUUACAAAACACCUAAACCUCAAAUUAGAAAAGAUCCUGGUGCACCAUGUUCUUAGUACGAUUAGAAAGGCAAACGCAGUCGUAGCUCGCUUUGCCGAAGGAACAAUCAGCACACGGUCUGCUUCUUCGAAUGUUUCAAUGCUUGAAAUUCUGCAAAAAGCAGAAGAAGCUGAAAAAAAGGGCUACACCGACUGUCUCGAGUUCUUGUCCCAAGAACGUAAAUCAAUUGAAGUUGCCGUUCACGAUGCGUGCAAAGCAACAAAUCCAAGAAUUCUUAGAAACGCUAAGAUAAUAACUGCCGAAGACUUUAACUUUGAAAAUGAAGACGAAACCGUUCCCGCUGUCGCGUUCAUAGAUACUAUUGCCAACAUGACGAUGCGCAUCUUGAACCAAGAAAUCACGAAAAGAAUAGAAGAAGUAAAGGAGAAAUAUGUCAAGAGUUUUGAACUCCUUUUCCAAGUCGCAAUGGGAAGCUUUAACGUUAUGAUCUGCGACAUUUGGCGCUGUAUGUUUCAGUCCGAUCACCCCAAUUUGUUCAGUAUAGCUGAAAGCACUAAAGAAAGCGGCAAAGCGUAUGAAGCAGGGCUCGAUCUCUUUUGUCUUAUUCCUGAAGCGGUCAAUAUGUCGCUGAGACAGACGUUUAAUGACGUCACCACCGGUGUUCCUAAGCUCUUUAAAGCUUUGACAAAAACUUUGGUGGGGCUAGUAGACCUCGACGAGAAAUGGAAAGAGUCGAUUGCACAAGAAAUAUUGUCUAUACUAGACGUGACACAGUUGGCAACAAGGAUUGUAGAUAACUGCAAGAGGAAAUUAGACGAAAAACAUCGAAACUAUGUUCAAUCUCAUGAGCAAAUAAUUGAAUUACAUAAGGCGAAAUUGAGAAGUCAGGAUGAUAUUCUUUACUUUCGCACAGAAUUUACUCCAAAAAUCUCCUUACUUCUACUACGGCUUUACGCGAUGCAGUGCUGUUUUGAAACAGGAGAACCAGAACGAGGAGAAAUGAUAGGAGAAGGAAGGCACAGCUCGACAUUUGCGUAUUCUUCGUGCAACGGUGUAGACAAACACGAUAGCCUGGUAAUAAAGGUAUUCAAUGCACCGUUGCAAAAGGCGUGUGAACAUGUGGCGCAACCAUUCUACGCAUUGAGAACUCUACAAGGAAAUGACCAAAUCUACAAAUGUGUUGUAAAAGUGGAAGGUGUUUUCAUCAGUCCAUUAGAUACUAAAGAUGAAACACAACGACUAGUCCAAUUAAUGGAAAAGAGGGCAAUGACGCUGCCAGAAGCUCUUAGAUCAGGUCUAAGCAGUUACGAGAAGAAGCUGAUCGCACUUGACGUCUGUCAAUGUCUGUCAUUUUUGCAUUCGGAGAGCAUCGUACUCCGCAACUUGGUGAUAAACGAUUUCUCACUCGACAAAGAAAAGCGAGCAAAAUUAGAUAUGCUGAAACUCAGAGAGUCUCUUUUUGACGACUCUUGGCUUAAGUGCCCCGCAUUUCAUCAAGCACCAGAAGUGUUUCGUAAUGAAAGCGCCAUAGAUGUUAGCAGUAAUGUCUACUCAUUUGGUAUUCUUCUCUGGGAGAUAUUCAAUGAAAGCUUGCAACCGCCAGCAUGUUAUGCUGAAUGCCACACCAAAGACGAAAUGCAGAAGAAAGUGUGCGACGACGGUCUGCGACCUGAAAAAGCCGCUAGCGUCGAAGAUGAGUGGUACGCUAUCAUGCAAGACUGCUGGAAAAUGCCAGAAGAUCGACCGUCUGUAAAACAGCUGAUGUCAAGAAUCCAAGAUCUUGCAAAACAAGUAGUAGGAUACUCUACCGACUUAGAUUGAAGACCUUCGUAUUGUAGUUUGCGUGUAAAUUGUUAUCCGAAGUAUCGCCGAGCACGUAUGCGUAUCUGAUCGAUUUGAAAUCCAAAUUUGAAUGUUUGUAGUUCAAUAAUUAUAAGUAUUGAUGAUUGGUUAUUUCAAAAUUGGCUACUAACGACCUGCAAGUGUAUAUGUUUGGAUCUAGCCAAAGGCCCACAAGUUUAAUUAAUUAAGUGCAG
Corticium candelabrum is the source of this 2659-nucleotide messenger RNA. Its product is annotated as dual serine/threonine and tyrosine protein kinase-like. The record is from RefSeq and is a predicted model, not a curated record. Gene Ontology annotation, molecular function: ATP binding; protein kinase activity. Bases 306 to 2444 code for a protein of 712 amino acids. Gene Ontology annotation, cellular component: cytoplasm. NCBI's taxonomy places the organism in Eukaryota, Metazoa, Porifera, Homoscleromorpha, Homosclerophorida, Plakinidae. Gene Ontology annotation, biological process: protein phosphorylation; positive regulation of fibroblast growth factor receptor signaling pathway; negative regulation of apoptotic process. The transcript has 4 exons.